AUGGCUAGUCUGCAGACGGCGUCUCGUCACACAGGUGGGCACGGGAGCAAGCGAAAGCGGAGCCUACAAAAGCGAGAGUCAGUGGCGAAUUCGGCUCUGCAGGCUGUCCUCAGACUCGUUGGUCUGGGAGACGCCAAGUCUAAAAGCGAUCUUGGUAUUGACAAAUGGCUCGAGCCCAACGACGAUGGCACACCCUUCCUCGACGGUCCAGAUGGACAGCGUCUAUGGCGCCCGGACUGGUAUGCGAAAGAAUCGGAAGCUACGUCCGAGCCCUUUGAGGACCCGUCUUUCUAUUUCGACACGAUGGAUCCCUCAGAUCCCUCUACCAUCCCCACGCCGCUCACUCCCCUUGAGCAGAUUCGACUAGCGAAACAAAACGAAGGGCUGGGCAUUCUUCUUCAGUCCCUUUCGGAAGCUGUCAAGAACGCAGUCUCGGCUGAGGCGCAAGAUGUCUUCAAGCCAAACCCGAAAAUGUUGUGGGAUGAGCUGUACACCCUGUACUCUCAAACAAUUGGCAACCGCAUCAGCCAACUCUACUCAACGCUGUGGUGGACACGCGUUCCACUUGGGGCCAAUCCUCUCCCUUUCCUGGGUGAUGGUGAUUUGCACGAGAGGGCGAACGUCGUCAAGCGGGUCGAGAAGAGACUUGAUAGUGUCAAAAAAUUCUACCAAGACCACUACGACGACUCACCCUUGGGCCGCUGUCGAGAGGGCGUCGCGUUGAAGCCGGCGUUCGUGACGUCAGAUUUAACCUUCAACACCCUCUUCUUCAUUAAGAGAAACGAGGGCCUCCAUGGUCUGAGUGAGGAAGAAUUUGACGCCUACCGCGAUCUCUGUUCGGGCACGCAGCAGUGA
This is a messenger RNA of Cryptococcus amylolentus CBS 6039, 855 nucleotides long. RefSeq lists its product as hypothetical. The record is from RefSeq and is a predicted model, not a curated record. The transcript has 4 exons. The coding region runs from base 1 to 855 and encodes 284 amino acids. NCBI's taxonomy places the organism in Eukaryota, Fungi, Basidiomycota, Tremellomycetes, Tremellales, Cryptococcaceae.